GGAAUGUUUCCAAUAUUGUUUUCGCAGUCACAAGUUUCAGCCCAGAAUUAUGUUAUUACGAUGUACAACUCAAAGUUAAACGCAGAUAUUUUCAAUAUUUUGAAAUCAGAAAGCAAGCAAGACAUUGAACGUGGAGAGUUCAAAGCCAAGAUUUUCUAAACUGCCAGAACCGAGAACAAAUACUGUGUUUACAUCUACAGUACAGAAAGGCGACAAAGCGAAAAUUCUUCUUCAUUUAUGGCUAAUGAAACACCAGCUCAGGACUUUCUACCUGUCGCAAGAUGUUUUCAUUUGCUGGAUCCCAAUUUCGACGGAGCUUCACAACGCUUUGUCGUAAACCUUGUGACUGCCAUCAUCAACAUUAUUGCCUCUCCUUUGGCCGUGAUAUCCAAUUCUUUAAUCGUCGUUGCCAUCUUUACCAGUUCUCGUCUACGAACGCCUUCAAAUCUCUUAAUAGGAUGUGUCGCACUCUCAGAUGUGCUUGUUGGCCUAACAGUUCAACCAGGUUACAUUUGUUUUAGACUCAUGGAAAACCAGCAUCGUUCGGUCCCUUGCUUCGUAAGAGUCAUGUAUUCCAAUGCGUUUUACAUUUGUUGCGGGGUUUCUUUCAUGACUCUAAGUGCCGUUUCCUACGAACGUUUAGUAGCAGUUCGACUUCGGGCGAGGUACAAUAACGUUUUUUCGGGAAAUCGUGUUCUUAAAUCUAUGGCCGCUAUUUGGGUCCUGAACAUUGCAUUAACAAGUUUGCAGUGGGUAGGAAUAAACCAAAUAUCAAGAGGCAUUCAUUUGAUCUUGUGGUUUCUCUGUCUUCUGGUUUCCGUAGUUGCAAGCAUUGGAAUCAGUUUGAUUCUGCGACGACAUCAUCGUCAAUUACAUUGCCACAGCACAAUUUUCGAAAACAUCCGAAGACGAAGAGAGUUGAGGCUAACAAGAAAUAUCUUAUUUAUCGUUGGAGUUUACUUGUUGCUCAACUUUCCUGUCUUGUGGGUAAGCCUUUAUCACCAGAUUCUGGAGCAGAACAUCAAGACUUAUAACCACUACAGCUGGACAGAAACUCUUGCUUUUCUGAACUCCUGCACAAAUCCCUUCCUCUGCUUUUGGAAGAAUCGACAAAUUCGUCAAGGUAUUUUUGCGAUUCGAAGAAGAAUAACUUGGCACUUGGCAAAUAGCGACGAAAACGUUACAGCAGUGGGAAUAAGUAGAUACAGUAAAAGUGUUACGCCGUCGAAAUUUACAGGGGAGAUUAACACAGCUAAUACCGCUGAAAACAUGACAUCAAGUACAAUGUGAGAUGAAAAAAAAAAAGACAGUCAGGCAAACUUCCUUUAGAAAAAAUAGCUGGGUAUUCUCUCUUUAUCCAAAUUGCAUAUUCGAAAUCACACCUUGAAUAACGUGCGACUCAAUUUAUUAGCACUAUCCGAGGGUCUCAAUGAAGUAAUGGCUUUUACGGCGAACGGUUGAUAUUUUGUAUUUUUCUUACAUUCAACUAAAAUAGGCGUCAUACAGGCGCAUGUGACUACUGCCUAAGAGUAAAAAUGGGAAGAGUAGAACUGUCUUUUUUUACGAUGAACAUUUGUUUACGGCUAACGGUUAAAAUGUUCCAAUUCUUACGUCUAACGGCCAAAUGUCUGGCCCGUUUUAAGGAUAAUGACCUCGUCCUAUCAUAUCAUGGCAGGGAAAUCUUCUGACGGUCUCAAAAUCAUGCGUCCUUUUGGUUAUUUGUAACCAUUUCCGAUGUGUAUGUGAUCUUCUCUUACAAUAGAAUACAGUUUUUCAUCUAAGCUACCAAUCAGUUCUCGAGCCAGAUAUCAACAUCAUUAUCAUCGGAAGAGGUUUAUAUGUGCAAGAUAUGUUACUCCAUCCUAAUUGACAAUGACUACCAUGAGAGAUUUAGGUACGUGUACAUAGAUAAUUCUUUAGGUAACUAGGGACAAUUUCCAUACAUAGUCUACAUUGGGAAAUCCAAUAUUUAGAUGAACUUGGAAAUUCUCUUUUCUUCCCGUGGUACCUAAAAAUUUUAAAAUGAAAUUCAAUUCGACUAGAGAUUUAAGUCACGUCCGUGUUCACAUACGUGCAUUCGCACAGUAUUUACAUGAAGUACAAAUACCUUAACACGCUUAAAGAAUCUGUUAAGCCUUAAGUUCAAGGAUGAAGACUUUGGGUGCUUUCCAUUCAACCAGAUAAUCCGGAGCUUUCUAAACGGGGGCAGAUGAUAUACAGUUUCCUGGACAAGUUUUCGGAAACUUUUAAAAUUCCUAAAUGAGAUCGAACCAUUCAACUGAAAAUUCUGGAAAGGUCGAUAGGAAAGUCAAAUGGAAAGGAACUUCCCGGUAAGAAAUUCUCGAAAAUUUGUGUAAAGGGAAAUUGGCGUUCCAUUCUCCAAUGGAAAUUUCUGGAAAUCAUGGCUGGAAUUUUAUGUCGAAUGGAAAGCGCCUUUUGUCCUUAUCUUUUUUGCUUUUCUUUUUCUCAACUUAAAUCUAUCAAAAUAGUGAAUGUGAUAUUGAAAGUGGCAUAAACUAGAUCAAAUAUCGUUCGGUAGACUUUUUGAAAUAUAUAUGGUGGCCUCCAGUUAGCAUUAAAACUUUAAUUGUAUUCGGUGAUUUAAGUUGACGAAAAAUGGACCUAACACUUAAUUUAAUAGAUUUAAGUAAUUGAAAAUAACCUAAGGGUGGCUCACUAAAACACUAUCUAGUCAGUAGUUCACAUUUAAUUCAAAUUUAAACCUAUUCUAACUCAAAAAAGGUGUUUUCAUUUUAAACUCACGUUUAAUGUUAUUGAACCCUGUAUUAACCCUAUUCGGAGUAGCCUGAAUUUCAGCCGCCUCCUCCGCUCGCUAAGUCACUCGAGGAGAGAGACGUCGCCUCUCUCCUCGAGUGACUAGGGAACUUAAGCACGAGUCGUUUUAAAGGCAACAGCAACUUCAGCGACCGAAAGAGCCUGGGAAGAGAACAACGUCGUUCCCGCCAAAAUAUAAACGUUAAGCAGCUAGACGAGUUUUGUAGCAGCGACGUCGGUAGCAAACUUUGUUCGCUUUUAAAAUAAGCUGUUUGAGAGAAUGUCAUCCCUCAGUGAAAUGAAAAACCUGCCUCUUUUUUUGUACAACAGUAAAAGCAUCUAUGACGAAGAAUUUUUGACCUUGUACGAAAGUUACAGUUCCAAGAAUCCAGAAUUCCCUUACAGCUCCUACCCAAAGUUUGAUUACGACCAGAUGAUGAAUCAGAGUGUUUAGCGGAGUUCAGAGUGCGAAAACAGGACAUAACAUUAUUGGCAAAUGUUCUUCAACUACCAGUCACUUUCCGAUGUCCGCAAAGAACUUGUGACCGAACUGAAGGGCUUUGUAUGCUUCUGAAGCGCGUCUCGUAUACAUAUCGCUAUYCAGACAUGAUUCAUCGUUUUGCAAGACCAGUUCCUGAAAUAAGCAUGAUUACCAAUACAGUGAUGGAUCAUAUUUUUUUGAGCCAUGGUCAUCGAAUUUCACAAUGGAGUUUUGAUAUAUUGAGUCCGCCAAUGCUACAGGA
This is a messenger RNA of Orbicella faveolata, 3518 nucleotides long. Its product is annotated as adenosine receptor A2b-like. Gene Ontology annotation, molecular function: G protein-coupled receptor activity. Gene Ontology annotation, biological process: G protein-coupled receptor signaling pathway. Gene Ontology annotation, cellular component: membrane. NCBI's taxonomy places the organism in Eukaryota, Metazoa, Cnidaria, Anthozoa, Scleractinia, Merulinidae. The record is from RefSeq and is a predicted model, not a curated record.